This is a messenger RNA of Penicillium odoratum, 1398 nucleotides long. RefSeq lists its product as uncharacterized. Lineage: Eukaryota; Fungi; Ascomycota; Eurotiomycetes; Eurotiales; Aspergillaceae. Bases 1 to 1398 code for a protein of 465 amino acids. The record is from RefSeq and is a predicted model, not a curated record. The transcript is spliced from 2 exons.
AUGCCUGAUUCUUACUACUCUUUGCGAGAAAUUCUCUCUGUAGCGUCCAAACAUCCGUUUUACAAUCCUGAGAUUCGAUAUCCACCCGAUGCCGAAGAAAUAGCCGGGCUAAUCGAUCCUAUUGCGACAGCAGCUCCAGAGCUUACCAGGCUACCGCUUACACAUAAAGAAGAUCUAUAUACUGUAAUCCAGCGCCUCUCCGCGGAUGAUUGCCCGCAAAAUGACUUCCGACGAAGUGUUUACAGCAGCAUUACCGGCGGAGGAUCUGGAGGCGUGCCAAUGCUCUUCUUGACGGAUACAACCGAGAAUCGGAAGCACCGAUACACCGCUGGCAGAUUCCUAAAAACAUGCGGACUGGUAGACCCUCGGGAUUGGAUCUUGACAGUGCACGUUACAGGAGGCUUUUACCGGUCUCUUGAUCUCUUGUCGGAGAUGUUCGAAAAUGCAGGUGGAAGUGUUCUUGCAGCCGGACAUACAACUCCCGUUGCCAAUGUCGUUGACGCGCUCAUCAAAUACAGAGUGAACGUUCUUAGUGGAGGAAGUAGUCAGAUCUUGCAGAUCCUGAAUUAUAUUGCCUCAUCCGCGACCGAGGAACAGCGUAAUGCGCUGAAAAUCGACAAGAUAAUAUAUACCUCAGAAGCGCUCGGUCGACCCCAGCGGGAUUUCAUUCGGUCUGUUCUUGGUCCCCUGAAGAUCUGUUCUGUGCUAGGUAGUUCUGAGGCUGGACCCUGGGCAGUUGCCAAUUUGGCACUUACCGGCGAGCCAGAUGAUGAUGCAGUGGAGUUCAUCUAUGAUACGCGCACGAUGAUCAUCGAGAUCCUUCCUCUGGAAGCCACAGAAUCACCUAGAGGGUCUUCUGAGGAUUUGAUUGAGCUUCCAGAGGGAAGCGUGGGUGUUAUUGUUCAAACUUCCCUGCAGCGCUUGAGAAACCCGCUUGUACGCUAUAUAACUGGUGAUGUGGGAUCAAUUCACCCAUUGCCUGCCGCUGCAAAGGCCGCCAUACCUGUGAAAGAAUCUCAGCACCUGCGAAUGAUCCGGAUGCGGGGACGCGAUAAACGGUUCAGUUUCAAGUGGGUGGGGAGGUACUUCGAAUUCCGCACUAUCAGGGAGAUCAUGGGCACAGCAGAAUGGGGUGUGUUGCAGUGGCAGUUGAUCUUGAGUGUAAAAGAACCGUCUCCGGAGGUCAUCUUGGAGGUUCGUGUAUUGCGCUCCACCGUUGUGACGGCCAAUCAGAUAUCCGAGGCACAUUUGAUCGACAAGCUGAAAGCUCUCUUUGUUGUUGUGGCAAACAGCGAACACCUGUUCAAGGUGAAAUUUGUAGGACACGGUGACGAUUUUGUCCGCAGCUCGACGGGUAAUAAAGUGAUGAGCUUUGUGGAUAGGAGUGUCCCCAGUUAG